Lodderomyces theae is the source of this 1017-nucleotide messenger RNA. RefSeq lists its product as uncharacterized. Gene Ontology annotation, molecular function: transmembrane transporter activity. Bases 1 to 1017 code for a protein of 338 amino acids. NCBI's taxonomy places the organism in Eukaryota, Fungi, Ascomycota, Pichiomycetes, Serinales, Debaryomycetaceae. Gene Ontology annotation, biological process: transport. The transcript has a single exon. The record is from RefSeq and is a predicted model, not a curated record.
AUGUCCAGCAACGUGCACAAGGAUAACCAGUCAAUUCCUGCAAUAACCGGCAAAUUGGAUGUCAAACAUGCGAUACACAUAUUCCCAGAGCAGUUACAGCCGUUUCGAUCAGGAAUUCUUGCAUACGGUGCGUCACUAGCAUCAACGUUGAUGGGGUACCCACUAGAUACCAUGAAGGUGCGAAUGCAAACACACAGCCAUUUCAAGGGCUACAUCGACUGCGCGAAGAAAACAUACUCGGCAGAAGGGUUGAGAGGCUUUUUCAGAGGGGUGUGGGCUCCACUCAUUUCCACAUCUUUUUCCAAAUCGCUCAAUGUUUCCAUCUAUACCUUCUGCAAACCUCAAGUUUACCUGGCGAUUUUCCAAAACAGUUGGUACGGUAAGGUGCGACAGGAGCAUCCCUUUUGGAGAAAUAUACCAGUUUGCUUCGUUUCCGGUUGUUUCGCAGGGGCCGGUGUAAGUGUAUUUGCGUGUCCAUUUGAAUUCAUCAAAGUAUACUCACAGUUGGAAAAACUUGUCACCGCAAAUUCCUCCUUGGGAAGUAUCAAGACGAGGUUAGGAACUCCAACGACUUUACAAAUAUGUAAGACGAUUGUCACAUCGAGUGGGUUGAAAGGACUUUAUUCUGGGUUCAAAUUGCACCUUCUUAGAGAUUCGCUAUCUACUGGUGUUUACUUUAGUUUAUACGAGCUGAUCAAACUAUUUACCAACGAUUUGACAAACAGAAAUGCCUCAACCACAUCACCUUUUGCAGUUUUAUUAUCCGGUGGUCUAUCCGGUGUCCUCAGUUGGAUCAUCAUAUUUCCCGUAGACACAGCCAAGUCGUUAGUGCAAAAGGCCGCGGUGGUUAACAUAUUCAGAAAACUGCACGGAUUGUCGCAGGCACCAGUUGAUGACACAUUCAAAAAGAAGGAGAGUUGGCGUUAUCGUGGCUUGGGAAUUUCCGUUACAAGAUCGUUUUUAACAAACAUGGUCUUUUUUGGGGUGUUUGAGUUUGGCAUGACUUAUCUAGCUUAG